CGACCCUCGCACCCACCAAAACGCCGAGAUUGGGCGAAUAGCGAGCAAAUACGUCCGCGUUUCUCUACCCGCUCCCCCGCCGACCUCCCCUCCUCACUCCCCGGCGCUGACAGCGGACAAGGCCGAGGUCGCAACAGAGCAGGCCCGGCCGCCGAGGCUCGACCUGUCCACUCCACCUCCGCAUCCUACCACACCUCACCAGCAGUCCAGAACCCGGUUCCCCGCCGAGCCGACCCUGGACAAGGUCGAGGGUAACCGAGAUAGCAGGGAGCCCCGCAUCACCACCACAACAACAACAGCUGCCAACAUGAACCACCACCAUCACCACACGCAGCAGCAGCAGCAGCAGCAACAGAAAGCCGGCGAGCAGCAGCUCAGCGAACCAGAGGACAUGGAGAUGGAAGCUGGAGACACAGACGACCCUCCGAGAAUCCCGGCCAACCCAGUGAUCAAUGGUAACGUGGCCAUGGCAGAUGGACACAACAACACAGAGGAGGACAUGGAGGACGACACCAGUUGGCGGUCAGAGGCGACUUUCCGCUUUGUAGUAGAACGCUUCAGCCGCCUGAGCGAGUCAGUGCUCAGCCCGUCCUGCUUUGUCCGAAACCUUCCAUGGAAGAUAAUGGUGAUGCCGCGCUUCUAUCCUGACCGGCCACACCAGAAGAGCGUGGGCUUCUUCCUGCAGUGUAACGCAGAGUCAGACUCCACGUCAUGGUCAUGCCACGCACAGGCCAUGCUGAAGAUCAUUAACUACAAAGACGACGAGAAGUCCUUCAGCCGCAGAAUCAGUCACCUGUUCUUCCACAAAGAGAAUGAUUGGGGCUUUUCCAAUUUCAUGUCCUGGAGUGAUGUGACUGAUCCAGAGAGGGGCUUCGUCGAUGAUGACAAAGUCACCUUUGAAGUCUAUGUCCAGGCAGAUGCCCCACAUGGAGUGGCCUGGGACUCUAAGAAACACACAGGCUAUGUUGGACUGAAGAAUCAAGGAGCUACCUGCUACAUGAAUAGCCUGCUACAGACUCUCUUCUUCACCAACCAGCUACGUCGGGCUGUGUACAUGAUGCCCACAGAGGGAGAUGACUCUUCCAAGAGCGUUCCCCUGGCACUGCAGAGGGUUUUCUACGAGCUGCAACACAGCGAUAAACCCGUCGGCACCAAGAAACUCACCAAGUCCUUUGGAUGGGAAACACUAGAUAGCUUCAUGCAGCACGAUGUACAGGAGCUGUGCAGAGUGCUCCUGGACAAUGUGGAGAACAAAAUGAAAGGCACUUGUGUUGAGGGAACCAUUCCCAAGCUCUUCAGAGGAAAGAUGGUGUCAUACAUCCAGUGUAAGCAUGUGGACUACCGGUCAGAGCGGAUAGAGGACUAUUAUGACAUCCAGCUUAGCAUAAAAGGAAAAAAGAACAUCUUCGAGUCUUUCAAAGAUUAUGUUGCAACCGAGCAGUUAGAUGGAGACAACAAAUACGACGCAGGAGAGCAUGGCCUGCAGGAAGCAGAAAAGGGAGUGAAGUUCCUUACCUUCCCUCCAAUCCUUCAUCUGCAGCUGAUGAGGUUCAUGUAUGACCCACAGACUGACCAAAACAUCAAGAUUAACGACAGGUUUGAGUUUCCUGAUCAGUUGCCCCUUGAUGAGUUCCUUCAGAAGCCAGACUCCAAGGACCCAGCCAACUACAUCCUGCAUGCAGUGCUAGUGCACAGCGGGGACAACCAUGGCGGUCACUACGUCGUCUAUCUUAACCCAAAAGGGGACGGCAAAGUGAGUGUCAAGGAACCAAUAUGGUGUAAGUUUGAUGAUGACGUGGUGUCGCGGUGCACCAAGGAGGAGGCCAUAGAGCACAACUAUGGUGGACAUGACGAUGACCUCUCAGUGCGCCACUGCACUAACGCAUACAUGUUGGUCUAUAUCCGUGAGUCCAAGCUCAGCGAGGUGCUCCAGCCAAUGACUGACGUGGACAUCCCCCAGCAGCUGGUGGAGCGUCUGCAGGAGGAGAAAAGGGUGGAGGCACAGAAAAGGAAGGAGCGCCAAGAGGCUCACCUCUACAUGCAGGUCCAGAUGGUGACAGAGGACCAGUUCUGUGGUCAUCAGGGCAACGACAUGUAUGAUGAGGAGAAGGUGAAGUACACAGUCUUCAAGGUCCUGAAGAGCUCUACACUGCAAGAGUUUGUCCAGAACCUCUCCCAGACCAUGGGUUUCCCACAGGACCAGAUGAGGCUGUGGCCCAUGCAGGCCCGGAGCAAUGGAACCAAGCGACCCGCCAUGCUCGACUACGAGGCUGACUGCAGCAAGUCGAUGAUCGACUUGAGCGACAACGAGAACCCCUGGACAAUAUUUCUGGAGACCGUGGAUCCAGAGAUGGCGGCCAGUGGGGCCACGUUACCCAAGUUUGACAAAGACCAUGAUGUCAUGUUGUUCUUGAAGAUGUAUGACCCCAAAACCAGAAGCUUAAAUUAUUGUGGACAUAUCUACACACCUAUAUCCUGCAAAAUAAGAGACCUUCUGCCAGUCAUGUGUGAGAGAGCAGGGUUUCAGCAGGAAACUAGCCUUAUCCUCUAUGAGGAAGUAAAGCCCAAUCUAACAGAGCGGAUACAGGACUAUGAUGUCUCUCUGGACAAGGCCCUGGAUGAGCUCAUGGACGGGGACAUCAUUGUCUUCCAGAAGGACGACCCAGAGAACGACAGCAGUGAGCUGCCUACGGCCAAGGACUAUUUCCGGGAUCUCUACCACCGUGUGGACGUCAUUUUCUGUGACAAGACCAUCCACAAUGAUCCUGGCUUCGUGGUCACGCUUUCUAACCGUAUGAACUAUUUUCAGGUGGCCAAGACAGUAGCGCAGAGGUUGAACACAGAUCCCAUGCUGCUGCAGUUCUUCAAGUCACAGGG
Morone saxatilis (striped sea-bass) is the source of this 2877-nucleotide messenger RNA. RefSeq names its product ubiquitin specific peptidase 7 (herpes virus-associated) (gene usp7). Gene Ontology annotation, molecular function: protein binding; cysteine-type endopeptidase activity; cysteine-type deubiquitinase activity. Gene Ontology annotation, biological process: protein deubiquitination; regulation of protein stability. Gene Ontology annotation, cellular component: nucleus; cytosol. The record is from RefSeq and is a predicted model, not a curated record. NCBI's taxonomy places the organism in Eukaryota, Metazoa, Chordata, Actinopteri, Moronidae.